AUGCAAGAGCACGUGGUCAGGACCAGUACCGCCCAUCAUUCACUUGCGUCUCCAGCGCCUCUUCGGGCGAGUGGCAGUCACUGUUCAAUUAAUUGGUCGCGUCCCCUGCAGACAAAAGACGCCCACCACAACGCAACUACGGCUCUGUCAUCACUUCCGUCCGAGCGCUACCACUCGGUGCUCCAGUCAAUAGCUUCCACACUGCUCACUGAGGCAGGACAUUCGCACCACUACCUUCACGACGCCUCGGUCUCUGACAUGCGAGAGAUGGUGCGUCAAUUGCUCGUUGUCCGCGGGCCAUCCGAAAGCAGCAGCUCCGGCGGUGGUGAUAAUGAUGAAGGCGAUGAGGAGCUCUUUCGUCGAGUAGACACUUUGCUUGAGCUUGAGCUCAAGAGCCACAAGACUAUCGUGAGUGCACAGGAGAUACCGACCGUGCUACCGUCUUUGUCUGAAGGAGACGAUCGUGGCUUCGAGCAGAUUGCGUUGUGGAAAGGCGACAUCACCACACUCAAGGCGACGGCGAUUGUGAAUGCCCCAAACUCGGCACCGCUCGGCUGCUUUUAUCCGUCGCACAAGUGCAUCGACAAUGCGAUUCACAGCAUGGCCGGUCCACGACUGCGUGCAGCAUGUCACGCGAUCGCUACCCGCCAUGGCCACGAAGAACCGGUCGGACACGCACAGAUCACGUCGGGCUUUGCCCUGCCUGUAGCGGAGCUACACAGCUCCUUAAGUUAG
Molecule: messenger RNA, 735 nt
Organism: Hyaloperonospora brassicae
Lineage: Eukaryota; Oomycota; Peronosporomycetes; Peronosporales; Peronosporaceae
Source: the annotation of a GenBank genome assembly